Molecule: messenger RNA, 1116 nt
Organism: Microplitis mediator
Lineage: Eukaryota; Metazoa; Arthropoda; Insecta; Hymenoptera; Braconidae
Product: putative ankyrin repeat protein RF_0381
Exons: 2
Coding region: 1-1116 (371 amino acids)
Molecular function (GO): protein binding
Source: RefSeq, a predicted model, not a curated record
AUGGACAUCUCGAAAUUCACCUACACAAAAGUUUCUUGGUUGAUAGAAGAAGGAUUCAUCAAGGACGUCAAUGGGGAGCUUCCAUUUGAAGGUAAACCAACGUUCCUUCAUGUGGCAGUUGUGAACUCCGAUGAAAAAUUGGUGGAUUAUCUGCUGCGCAAACAAGCAGAUAAGAAUUUGAACAACUUAAUUUGGGGAACACCUCUCCAUGUCGCUGUGGGGAAUAAAAAUCUAAAGAUUAUUCAGACUCUAAUAACCUCCGGAGUCAACGUGAAUUUGCAAUUACUAACGGACCCUUGGCUUACAACCCUACAAAUGGCAGUUCUACAAAAGAACAUCGAAAUCGCGGAAUUGCUAUUGGAAAAUGGUGCUGAUGUUAAUUUUGUGUCAGAUAAUCCUAAUGUGCUCACGCAUCGCAAAACACUUUUAAAUAUUGCUAUUCGCUCAGAUGAUGAACAAAUGGUAAAACUUCUUCUUAAACACAAUGCUGAUCCCAAUAGUGACAUUUCUGGAGAUGUAUCGCCACUACACAUUGCUACUGGUAGUGGUAAUUUAAAAAUUAUAAAGAUUCUUCUUGCGCAUGGUGCAAAUAUUAAUUUUGUACCGGUGCAUGGAUAUAUUAACCAAACUCCUUUGUAUUUUGCGGUUCUUCAUGAACACUCGAAAGCCGUAAAGUUAUUAUUGAAUUAUGAUACAAUCGACAUAAACAUUAUAGCUGACUGUGAAAGUUCAGUUCUUCACUACGGGGCCAUGUUCGUCAAAUUUAAUUAUAAGAUCGUGCAGUAUCUACUUGACGCUGGCAUAGAUGUCAAUUUAAAAAACGACAUUGGUGAAACGGUGUUAGAUAUAGCAGAACAGUUUCCAGGCAAAGUAAAAUUGCUAAUAAGGAGGCAUAUUAUAAAACUUAUAGCGGCAAAUUUGCAUGUAAGCAAAGAAAAUUUAGCAGCAGUGACAAAUAAUCGUUUGACUAAAGCGCGUGAUUCUUGUGUGAAAGAAAUUGAGAAAAUGAAAAAAAUCAACAUUGGUGAGAGUAAUCUUACGUUUCACGAUGCUUUGUUUAAAGAUGAACAUGGAUUGGCGGUCUUUCACAGGAAUGGUAAUUACGUUCACACGUGA